AUAACGAAUAAUAACAAUUGUCAUACGGCUCCUUGCAGCGGGUAAAGAAUUCAGAAACCCUGUUAGAUUCACCGUCAAUCGGUCCAUGGAUCAUGGAUGCACUCAGACUCCGCAAGACCAACACUCGCAUCCUGCCGUAUUUCAACCGCCUAUUCUACCACCACAACCUGCCGUCAAUACAACGAGCGAGAUAGGAGAUACACGCCAUAUUCUUGGAGUGCGGCGUCAGAUCAGCAUCGACACGAACAAGGAUACCUGCGGCACCGCCUUCUUGGCGCUACGAUGCUGAGACCGCCGCCGAACACCUUUCGGGCUUCAGCGUUGCCAGCAGAUCUCAGAUCUUCGAGAACGCCGUUGGCGUUACCCGCAGGCGAAGAAGGGCAAGAAAUUUGUCCAGAGGAAGACGAAAGAUGCGGGCCAAAUAACCAUCGAAGCAUGAAUGAAGAUUUCCAGUCUGAUCCUCAAACAACAAAAAUCUCUCAUGUCAGUGCGAUUAGGGUUCUAACUGAGCAUUUCUCCUAUGCUAGCAAUAUGGUUCAUUCGAAUUCUUUGCCCUACCUUGGGCGACGACAUGGUUGG
Messenger RNA from Striga asiatica, 579 nucleotides. Lineage: Eukaryota; Viridiplantae; Streptophyta; Magnoliopsida; Lamiales; Orobanchaceae. The record is from the annotation of a GenBank genome assembly.